CAGGAAUUGGGAGGAGGGCCAGGGAUCAUUCUCUUUGUUUGUGAUCUGGAGCAAAUGUAUGUUGUUUUUUUUGGUGAUCCAGAGCGGGAGCGAGUGAAGAGGCAUUAGCUUAUCCUCCGUGAACGAAUAUGGCGAUCUCCUCUCCACUAUUAAUCUUCAGAUUGAUGCUUGUCAUUUUACAUUCAGGAGAGAGCCGGGUUACGUGUUUAUGGGGCCCAUUUGUCCCAUCCCUUACUCUCCUUCAACUUAUUAUCAAUGAGGUCGUUUAUUUUGCUGAGUUCGUAGUAGAUUCCUAACACGAGUUUACUGAGGUGUUACAACUUUGUUGAUGUUCGUUCUGCUGAGUUAGAUACAACUAGGUUGCUUUGUUGAUCCUGACAUCAGAAUUCCUAGAAAGUCAGAUUGAGUUAAGAGUAAAAUUUUAAUAUCCAUUGCUGGUGUUUCGACAUACUCUUAUAGGUUUGACAUAGCAGCCUGGUGUAGUUACUUGCAUUAUACUCAAGAAUUACGAAGAGAAGAACAAGAUCAACACCAUCAUACUCUCCAUUUUUCUAGUUUACUACCUUCAGGAGGCAGAUCAUACAACAACAACUACCGAAUCACUGCUGCAAGAACUAGUUGUCGGAUUUUCUUCCAACAGAUUAUAAUCUAUCACGUUGUCACAACUUCAACUAAACGACAAGAUGGCAGCACGUCCACCGCCUCUAGGCACUGAGGAUGAGGACGAACAGCGACCGGCGUCUACCUCCAGAGAGGGAGGCUUUUCUCCCCGUUGGCUUGUCAGAAUGCGCCAGCGUGUGAGGGACAAGACCUCAGUCUCCACGGCUGUUAAGGCUUGCACCAAGGGUUCAUCUUCAGGGAAGGCAUCCUGGGAGAGACGUUUUCAAGGGGAAAACAGUCGCAGGAGAUGGACUUGGAGAUGGAUUAGGGUGAGCGCUAAUGUUUCGUCUGGAAGUUCUCGAGGACAAAGUAGCAGUGCUGGCCCGAUCGCGCAGAAGUAUCGAAUGCUUAUACCAUCUGUUAAGGACUCCUCCCGUAUUGCCUCAGGGACAACCAUCCUUGUAGCUUCCGUUUUUCAAGUUGGAAAAGAAUUAAGGAUGUAGCUGGAGUUGUGAAGAGUGCAAUGCUGGUGAAACCUCCAUAUCUGUAACCUUUGUGGAGCUCCUCUCAGCUGCUACGGUUGUCGCAUUAUACGGAAAAGGACUGGUGUAUUUUUUUCACGAAACCGAUGGUGUGGCUGAACCAGCGCAAUGGCACACGUUUUUGCACAGUUCCUUAGCGCUGUUGCUCUACAUUUGCGCCUGGCGUUAUUGGAAACAGAUGAGGAACUACAAAGAAUUUCUAUUGGCGAGGAGUUCGGGGAUGAGCAGUGGCGCUUCUUAUGGUGGUGGAUAUUGAUGUUGAAUUUUCGACAAAUUGAUAGCGCAAAAGGAAAAGCAAACUAAUUUACAGUUAAAAAUAUUUUUCGUUCCUCCCUCUAAAAUCAGCAGUUUGGUGUCACCGAGCACGCAGAGAUGUCCUCCUCGUCGAAGCCAAACCCGCCUCUGUCGAAAGUGCUCACUUUUCCGGCAAACUUCUAUUAUGACACUUGGAUUUUGUUUUCGAGCAUGAUUAGAUUUUUUAGAAGAUGGACACUCAUGCAUAGAGACCUUCAUGAUGACCAUUGAAUCUAGGAGUAUCGCUGGAAAGAAUACAUGCAACAAACAUCUCUCUGGUUUAUGUACUUAUUAAAUCCAUUCGACGGUUCUUGUGCUGCAAACUACACUCACACAAGAAAGAUCACAUCAAAGUAGUUCUUCUCUAACCUCUCAGCGGCACCGGCAAAGCUCUUCCUGUCGCAUCCAAAUCGGAUAGCAAAGCUUCCACCACUGCAGGCGGCUCCUCUUGCGCUUCUUCUCCUUUAUCGGACAAACUGAGCAGUCCUGCUACUCCUGAUAUCAAGAAUAAGAAUUUACUAGCAGGACCGUCGUCGCCUCCGAGCGUUCGUGGUCCAUCGCCAGUGUCUAAGGAUUACGAUACUCAGACCAGUGACGAAGACGAAGAGGCUAGACGUAUGAUCGCUUUAGGGUAUGAAGAACGCAUCAACCCGCAACAAGAAGGCGUGCGCAUUGGAUGGGGUACUACUGAUUCUGUCUAGUAGAGCAACUUGAAGAUCGAGAUCUUACUUGUUUUCACCUCAUGGACUUGUGCUUGUCGUAGUAGUCCUUUUCGUAAGCUUGUCGUUGUAUAUGACCUUGAUCAUCCUAGAAAGAUAGUUGGUGUACGAACAUUUUCACUUUCUUGCGUUCUGCUCACUUUCAAAAACUUUCUCAGUACAACAUCCAGGUAAUGCUCUCAUUGUCGUUUUCACGUACUGGCAUCGUGCGUAUUUCAUGCACUGCACGGUCGAGCGAAUCUGCACUCACCAUCCCCUGCGUGGUGAGCUUUUCUCGGUGCAUUCCUUGGUUUCUCCGCUUGCUGGCCGCCUGAUCGCUAUGGUUGGAGAGACGGUGUUCAUGUGGAAUGGUGUUAUUCCCUGUGUCUCCUGGAAGAACUACGCUCGUGAGAAAAAGCUAAUCUUAAGGCUAGAUUAUCCGUAUCCCAUAUGAUCUAUGGUGAGAUGGAGUGGAGUCCCCCCCUUUUUAGAUUUAAGGUGGAAACUGAGGGGAAAAGAGGGGAGCCCACUGACUCAACCAGGCAUGGUGAUAAGCUACCUUUUUAAGAAUCUUGUGUGCAUUGGUCGGCUUUGCGGAGAUGGUGUCGAACACUGGUGUCAUCAAGCGUCACUACGGCUUCUUCCUGGUUGAGAACUCGACGUGGACCAUCGUUUUCAGCGUGAUCUUCUGGCAGAUCUUCAAAAAGCGCUUCUUCUUGUGCAAAAUCGGAAGGGACCAAGAACAAAGCAAAAAUAUGAAGAGGAGUUCUGUCGGUUUUUAGUGACUUCUAAGUACGAGACUUAGUAAGUGAUUCUUCAUCUGCUAUUAUACUCGAACAAAAACUGAAAUAUCCGAGUUACUGACUGAAAUAAGGGGUGUAGCUUAACCUCAAGGCUACCCUUCCUUCUCAUCAGUCUCUCGGUUAUUCUGAUCAGUUACUUGCUUAUUUCAGUUUUUCGAAUAAUUAAAAGCUAUAUGUAUGAUUGUUCUCCUCAUCUUCAUCGAUAAUUCUGUAACAACCUGCUCUCAACCUCUAAUUCUAGCGGUAAGAAGAAGCCGGUGUUGCGCAUGCUGGUCCUUACUCGUUUCAUCGCGCUAUUGACGAUUGGGCUGUAUAUUGGUUACCAACUCUACUUCGACCUGCCGAUGUACUACUCUCUCUGGUGCGCACGCGAGAACGAGCCGGGUUACGAUUUGGCGCUGUAUCCGGAAGUUAUGAGGCUUCAUUUUUCACAAUACAAUGCGUGUCCAUGGAAGCAAGUGUAUUGUAGUUCUUUUUACCUUUAGCCGAAGCCGCCCCCUUAGGUGUAGGCAGAUGUAAGUUAGUAGCUUGUGUAGAAACUUUUGAUCUAUCACGACCCAUGCAGUAGUAAAACACUAACACUAUCAACAUCGGAAAAUAGAUAUUGAAGCUUCAGAAACAAUUAUGAAGAGAGUGACUCAUUAUUAUAAUAUGCAUGACUCUAACAAGAGCCUGUGGCACAGUCUGCAAUGCCAAACCUUGGUCGACAACAACAGUUCCGCUCUUCGCCCAGUGAUGCUUUGGCAAGCGGCGAACUACACUCUCGUCCCCCUUGUGAUCGUGCUGCUCUGCUGGCUGACGCAAGAAGGAAGCUAUGUGUUACUUGCUCUCGAUCGCCGCGUCUUUUGGAACGUGAAUGAAGAUCCGGGCCAGAUCUCUCUUUGGAUCAAGCGACCGACUAUUAAGGCAUCUUUUUACGAUGGAGCAUCUUUGACCGCCCUCCUAAGAGGAAAACUAGACGCCAAAGAUGCUUUUCCAGAUGAAUAUAAGUGAGCUCUAAGACUAGUAAAAAGCUCACUGCCAGCGCAACGAAAGUAAAGGCAGAGAUUGAGGGAGAUGUGGCGGAUGGUGAAGACUAGGAGGUUGUUUAGAAAGUAAGUAUUGAGGUCUUACUAUUCUUGAAGAUACUUAUAAGUUUCUUGAUGAAACUCUUGAGUAUAAAUGGCUGAAUUUGAAUCGAAAAUGUUACUUUGAAUGACUUGCUCGAAAAAAAGAGGCUGCAUUAUCAUGAGAGACCUGAUCGCGACCAUG
This is a messenger RNA of Amoebophrya sp. A25, 4188 nucleotides long. The record is from the annotation of a GenBank genome assembly. Lineage: Eukaryota; Dinophyceae; Syndiniales; Amoebophryaceae.